This is a messenger RNA of Cryptococcus deneoformans JEC21, 2492 nucleotides long. RefSeq names its product expressed protein. The record is from RefSeq and is a predicted model, not a curated record. The transcript has 4 exons. NCBI's taxonomy places the organism in Eukaryota, Fungi, Basidiomycota, Tremellomycetes, Tremellales, Cryptococcaceae. Bases 50 to 2365 code for a protein of 771 amino acids.
GUGCUUCUAUAAGAUACUAAAUUUGAACAUGAGACGGUAAAGAACAAGUAUGGCAGACAAAGAAGAACUACAAGAACGAACUAAAGUGGCUAGACAAGAGUAUAGAGAAUAUCUACCGCUUGCACAGCAACUCCAAGGAGAUCUCCGAGACGACGCCGAACAACUUCGGGUACAGGAAGGCUGGGAUGAAGAUACGUGGAAUGGUGUUGAAGAGUGGGUUGAUGAUGUGGGAAGUAUAUGGAGAGCUUUAAGAAGAAACCGCUAUGACCAAAACAAGACACACUCAUUCCUCCUCUCAGUCCUGUCGACUCGUCUUUCUCUCUCUUUACACGGCCCUAUCCCUUCUAUCCUACCAUACUCGGAUUCCCCUCUCUUCCACAUCCUCCCCCUCCCUUCACACACCGAUAAACUCAACAGACCAAUUGUCGUUCUCACCGCGCGCGAAAUUGUUAGGGACGAACAAGGAAUGCUAGAUGAUGUCAAAGAAUGGAUAUGGUGGGCUUUAGAAAUGUGUAGGAGGACAUCUAAGGACUGGUGGAGUAAAGGGAUGUGGGACGGAAGUGGGGUGGAUGGGUAUGGGAGGGGAAAAGGGAAGGCGAGGGGCGAAGGAGGGGAAGGGAUUGUCUUGUUGGUUGAUGCAGCCGGUGCGGGAUAUCGAAACCUUGAGGUUGAUCUACUGCCUACACUACUUUCCGUAGGACAUAACAGCUUUCCGGGCCUCCUCGAGGCGGUAUACGUUAUCAACGUUGGAUGGACAGGGCGAAGCAUGUGGGCCGUUGUCAAGCAUUUGCUCCCCAAAUCUGCUUUAGAAAGGGUUGCAUUCCUGGACACGAAAGAAUCACUAGCCGAAGUCUUCGAACUGGACAAGAUCCCACAAGCAUACGGUGGCGACAGCCCUUAUACAUUCUCGCCCUCUAAUAAUCCCAUUUACGCAUACUAUUCCCGCCACUCGAGUCAUUCGUUUAUUGCCUCCAUUUCCAGAAGCACAUCAUGCACCUCUAUAGCAGACGUAUACUACACAGCGCGCAACACGCCUUUUCCGAGCCGCCGAACGUCUCCAUUGAUUAGUAGGCAGAAUAGCGCUUCAAGUGGUAUGAUGAAAGCCAUGUUUCGAGCGGGGUAUGGAAAUGAUUUGAGAAUGACCAAGAGUCGUGAUGAGAGAUCCCGAAAGGUGGAGGGAGAUGAUGAUGGCGAUGAAGAGGAUGAGAUGACCAGAGUCAUAUCUGCAUCUGAUGUUGCCGCCGUAGGCCCGAUGACGGGUCUUAUAACACAGUCCUUGACCGAACCGGAAGAUCCACAACCGAUUUUAUCCAGGGCAAGUAGUACCCUCACGUCAAGAAGUAAACCACCUACUCGAGCUCCCUCGUCCGCAGCGGUCUCACGCAUCAAAUCCCUCUCCGACUUUCAUCUCUAUCUCUCACCUUCUCGAUUAGCGCGUAUCGAUCUUCUCUCUGACUCUUCUGAUUCGGAAGAUGAGCCUCCCCCUCCACCUUCUAUCCCUUCGCUUCCUCGUCGCAAAGUGCUUCGCCCGGCGCUGCUGGAAAAGAGCCUAGCAGGAACGCCUGACGAGCGCGAGAAAAGAACUAAUAGACCCGCUUUGCGGUUGAUGGGCCUUCCAGGUCAUUUGGCGGAUGAUGAUCCUGUGCGAAGCUAUUCGGGAAGAUUGCAGAUGCAUCAUGCAAAGUGGCUGGAGGGAUGGAAGGGAACUCCGGAAGAGCUUGGACUGGAAGAUAAUCAUAAGCUUGGCGGCGUAAAACAUGAGGAAGAGGAAAACGCCCCGAUACCGAGAACAAUAUCCGUUUCACCACCUAUUGAUCGUCCUCCUUCACCUUCCGGCACUCUUGAGCCAUCUCCGUCACCGUCUCCCAUCCAUUCUCCCGCAAUGACACCACAACCUCAUGACAUCCAGCCUUACUCCACCUCAAAUCCUUUCUUCGGUUAUCCAGUAGUGCAAUUUGGCAGCUCUAUCAGGCCAAGAUAUCCUCGUAACAGGAAACGUGAUCUUGUCAAGACGCUCUUGUUCCUUUUCAUGCUAAAGUUACAGAGCUGGAGGGAUUCUGUUGAAAGAGCUCUAGGCUUGAACCGUCUACGUAUCCCGUCCCUUUCCCAACCUUACUGCUCGUCCUCACUUUAUACUCCUGGGCCUAACAGGAGAAACCCCGCCGAGGGUCUUGUUCGCUCUGCGGCAACGCCCGGCACGUACUCGAAGCAAGUCGCGAAAUAUAGAAGAUGGGAUAAAGAUUGGUGGUGGAUGAUUAUUGGGAUGCUGUUGUUGAGAGGAACGUGGGGAAGAAUUGUGCUGGCACCGUUGGAGGCAUUGGGACUGGGGUUGUCUGAAUGGAAGGCUAUAUGGGGAGCAGUAUGACACAAGAGCGGUGACACAAGAGCCGCGUGGUGUGAUGGAGAGCUCCGAUGUUUUGUUGUGGUAACUGCUGUUGGACCUUUCAUAUGUACUCGCCAGGUUGUAUUCAUUGUCGUCAUGCAAUUUGUGA